AACCAAUACGACAUCCGGGUUGAAAUGAUGAAGUUGUGAUGAUCAUGAUUUUGCAGUAUAAAGGAAUGACAUGAACUUGGGUACACGAGAUUGAAAAUGGAGAAAUACAUAGCUUAACACUUGCAAUUCGAAUCUAUGCCAUUUUGACCAAAAUUUUCAAGUUUGAUAGGUGAAGAUGGAGGACUACAAGUACUUGUUUAAGGUUGUGUUGAUUGGUGAAGCAGGGGUUGGGAAGACAUGUUUGGUCAGAAGAUUUACUCAGGGUCUGUUUCCACCAGGACAAGGGGCUACCAUUGGUGUGGACUUCAUGAUCAAAACUGUAGAAGUAAAUGGAGAGAGAAUUAAACUCCAGAUUUGGGAUACUGCUGGACAAGAGCGAUUCCGUUCCAUAACGCAGAGUUACUACCAUUCAGCAAAUGCCCUUAUCCUGGUGUACGAUGUCUGUAGUCAGCUGUCCUUUGAUAAUGUUCCCCACUGGAUUCAGGAAAUUGAAAAAUAUGCGCAUACCAAAGUCUUCAGCUACCUAGUUGGAAAUAAAAUUGAUCAAAUAAACAGACGAGAGAUUCCAGCACAUAUUGGUGAACAGUUUGCUAAACGCUAUGAAAUGAAAUUCAUAGAGACGUCUGCUAAAGAGGCAGAAAACGUGGACGCUUUGUUUUAUGACAUUGCUACAGAACUAACAAAACAGGCCCAACACCAGGCAUUGGAGUCCGAUAAGGGUGUCAAUUUCAGGGCCCAUAACACAUCCACUAUAUCAAGCUGCUCAACUUGUCUUAAAUUCUAAGGUUUAAAAUCAUAUACUUAUAUUUCCAUUAUGAUUUUAUUAUUGUACAGGAGAACACACUUUAUAUAGAAUUCACUGUUACGUAAAAAUAAUGGCACAUUUUGUAGAAUCACAAUCUCGUACAUGUGUCUUAAACUUUGGUUUUGUCAUUCAGCAAAGAAGUGAAAACAUUUGUUUUAUACUAAAAAAUGCUCUCAGUGCUGUCUCUGAUCACUGCCAUUGUAUUAGUGCAAUGUACAUAAAAUAGUAAAAUUUAUACUAUACCUAGGAAGGACCUAAUAACAUUAUUGGAAUGGUAAAUUUUGGUAAUCCAAAAUGAAUUCUAAUGAUAAUUUAAGAAGAAAACCCUCAUAUAUUGGGAAAUAUUUUGUGUUUAAUCAAUUUUUUGCAGUGCAAAAUUUUGAGUGCGAGUCUGAUGAUUGUCUUUCAGAUUGGAUUUCAGGUUUGUGUGACAGAUAAUGAGAUGUUAUGGAAAUGUGUUUGUAAUUGUCAUUCAGUAUAGACUGCUUGCCUUAUUGUUGUUCAGAUGUGCCAUGAUAAUUGAGUGAAAAAUGUAUCGCACUUUUCUUUUGAUUAUUAUACGUCUACAAAAUGCACAUUUAUUAAAAGCAUAGGCAUAAAUAACUGCUAUUGUAAACUGUUGAAAAUUGGAGUUAGUGUGAAUUAAAGUAAAUUAAUAUCAACAUGUGUUAAACAUUCUGUAGCUGAUUUUAUAUACUGAAAGAGACUAUAAACAGAAGCAUCAGUUAUUCAUUCUAAGUGAAAAUAUUCUAGAAGGAAUGUAUAAAUUACCUAUAAUUGUAUUUUUCUUUUACAUCAUUGAAAUUCAUUUAUGGAGUUUCAUGCUUGCAUUCUUUGGGUUUUUUUAAUUGUAAAACAUGUGAAAUUUAUUUUAUCUAUUGUAAACCUGUAUCGGUAAAUAAAACUGGCAUUCCUCGGAAAACAUUUCAAAAAUUUGUAGUCGUUAAACAUGUACCAAAAUAAACAUCCAUUUCAUUCACUUCAAAGUCACUACAUUUUUGUUACAAUUUGUUUUCAUUGCUUGAUAUCCAUUUUUGUAUGAUUUUUUUCUCUAGUCAAUGUUAAAGAGUCUUUAUUUGUUUAUUUUUAUGCUCCCGAAAUCAGAGAUCCGUGGGCAUAUAGUUUUUGAUCUGUCUGUUUGUUUGUCUGCAAAAACUUUAACCUUGGCCUAAAAUAGAUGGUGAUAGGACUUUCACAUUUCACAUGUGUAUUCUUUGUGACGAAACCUAAUAAAUUGGUACCAAAAAAUUUUACCUUGACCUCAGGGUUUGACCUACUUUUGAAAAACUUUUACUUUGGCCAUAAGUUUUGAAUGGUUGGUGAUAGGGCUUUCAUAUGUGUAUUCCUUGUGACAAGAUCUUUAUUUAUUUAGCAAAAAUUUUGACCUAUUGACAUUAGGGUUUGACCUACUUUUGAAAAACUUUUAACCUAAGUCAUAACUUUUGAAUGCUUAGUGAUAGGGCUUUCAUAUUUCAUAUGUGUAUUCCUUGUGACAAGACCUUUUUUGAGUACCAGAAUUACUUUUUCUGCCAUAUGGGAGCAUCAGUGUUUCAUAAACACAUCUUGUUAGGUUUUUUUUUUUUUUUUGGUUGUUUUUUUUUUUGUAUUGUCUGCUGAUCUUUAUAUUUUAUGUUAGUAUUGUGCCAACUUGUAUCCCCUGCAACCAGUAUUGCUUAUCUUCAUGUUUUUAGAACAACACCAACAUAUUUUUUGUUUCUUUAUUUUAUUUUCUCUUUGUUUAUCAGUAUCUGCAGUAAAAAAAAAAAAAAAAAAAAAGCUCUUUGACAAAUUAUACCAUCACAUUAUUACUGUUGACUCACCAGUCUUUUCCAAACUUGUUACAUAGAUUAGCAGUGUCAGGUGUUUCAUAUGCAGAAGGCUUCAUUUUGCCCCCCCCAACACACACACACACACACACCACACCCAAGGUUAGUUUGCCUCAUUUAUUUAAAUAAUUUAUCCAAGCAAGAUGACAUUUUCACAUAGUAAUUUUCUUAAGAGUUGAAUGUACACUUACUCAAGAAAGAGGGUUUAUUUCAUGAUAUACCAAUGUGAGCAAUAUGUUUUACAUCCCUCGUACUCGGAAUGGUUGGAAUUUUUAUUUUGCGUUAAAGCAUUUGAAGUUAGUUUAUCUACCUCUCACUCUGUACCAUAUGUGAAAGAAAUCCAAAGAUUUAGCAUAAUAUCUCCACAUUAGUUAACAUGCUUGAUGUACAAUUUUUGCAUAUGUGGUGCUGUUUUGUCAAGUUGUUAAGAAUACUCAACAUUUCCAUUGUUUUUGUCAGUAUGCUAAAUACUUGUAUUAAAUUUUUUGAUUGAA
Ostrea edulis (European flat oyster) is the source of this 3125-nucleotide messenger RNA. RefSeq names its product ras-related protein Rab-30-like. The transcript is spliced from 6 exons. Gene Ontology annotation, molecular function: GTPase activity; GTP binding. NCBI's taxonomy places the organism in Eukaryota, Metazoa, Mollusca, Bivalvia, Ostreida, Ostreidae. The coding region runs from base 176 to 784 and encodes 202 amino acids. The record is from RefSeq and is a predicted model, not a curated record. Gene Ontology annotation, cellular component: trans-Golgi network.